Molecule: messenger RNA, 1254 nt
Organism: Puccinia graminis f. sp. tritici CRL 75-36-700-3
Lineage: Eukaryota; Fungi; Basidiomycota; Pucciniomycetes; Pucciniales; Pucciniaceae
Exons: 3
Coding region: 64-789 (241 amino acids)
Biological process (GO): NADH dehydrogenase complex assembly
Source: RefSeq, a predicted model, not a curated record
CCCCGUGGGGAUGGCGUAUAUCACCACCACCACCCCCUUUUUUCUCCAACCCACCAUUAAAAGAUGGGUUCGGUAUUCAGUUUGCUCGCCAGCUUGGCUCCGGCCUCCCUCGAUAUAAGACGUUCUAAUGCACCAGUCGACGAUGGUCAGGCAGAGAAUCAGGACAGGGCUGGAACUAUAAAACCACUCUUGGUGAUUUUUGGCUCGGCCAAUCGAGCAUGGAACACCGAGAAUUGGACAGAGGUCUCGGACACGGUCCGCGGAGGCCAGUCGAAGGCAAUGUUGAAAUACCUCGACCGAUCCGACCGGACAGCCGGGGUGAGUUUGGAAGGCAUGCUGGACACGAAGACCUUAGGAGGAGCGGGCUUUGCCAGUCAGGUCUAUCGGCAUCCGAUCUCGCUGCCUAUGGCCGACCGUUACUCGGCCUUCUUCCUCGAAGUGGAGCCGGUUGAAGAGGGCCAUCAGGGCUUGGUGCGCACGUUCACCUUCGGCGCCAGAGAUCGACCGCUCGGCUCGCCCAACGAGUCCGCACUCACCUACCAAUUCGACUUCCAGCUCCCGGCCCUCGUGACCGUCCAGAGAGACUCUGCCUCAACUAAGCUCGACCAACUCGUCAGGAUUUCGAUCCCCUUCAACAAACUCGUACCCACAUUCCGGGGAAGACCUAAAUCUGACGAGAAGCCCUUCGACCCCCAUCAGAUCACCCAGAUCUCCUUCAUGGCUCGCAGCUUCUUCAACCAUCAGAGCGGCCCGUUCCUUCUCAACAUCCGCAGACUAGGCCUCGAGUAGCCCCAUUCAUCUUUCUUGUAGAACAACCAUAAGAUCAAGGCGCGGGUCAAGCCGAGGUCGUGAUGCGCUUGUUGCACUGCUGUUGAUGAUUGCAAAAACUCAUAUAUUUCAUGAGGCCAAAAAGAUAUGUAUGUACUACCACAAACAAUAACUAUUGAUCUCAAGAGGCGCGAAUCGAUUCAUGUCCAUCGCUCUUCAUCUCGAUCUGAGCACUUUGGAUGAACCGAUUUCCUCGGAUUGUACCUCAGUCUUAUUUCCCUUGCUUUGAGACGUCUGAGAGCAAGGGAAGGGAGAUGUGACCCUUUCAUCCCGGCAUCAAACAAUCCACACUGUUAGAUGGCCGGUUUGCUUUGUGGAAACAGGCCACAUGUGUGCUCAAGUCUUUGCGUCCGGAAUAGUGGGAUUAUAGAGCCAUCAUCAGCCCCGGCUUUUGUUUUUGUUGGUGAGAAUACCUACAACCAAGAG